CUCGUCUCUUCCGCCAGCCCUUUUCCCCUCUGCCUCUGUAUUGCGAUAAAAGAAAAUCUCUCUCUCGCCUUCCGUUCUGCAACACAUCUCAAACAUGUCUUGCUACAAGGGCAAAUACCAUGAUGAACUUAUUGCCAAUGCUGCCUACAUUGGCACCCCCGGAAAGGGUAUCCUUGCUGCUGAUGAGUCCACUGGGACUAUUGGCAAGCGUCUAUCCAGCAUCAAUGUUGAGAACGUUGAGUCUAACAGGCGGGCACUUCGUGAACUUCUCUUCUGCACUCCAGGUGCUCUCCAAUACCUCAGUGGUGUGAUUCUCUUUGAGGAGACCCUCUACCAGAAGACUGCCGCUGGUAAGCCUUUCGUCGAUGUCAUGAAGGAAGCUGGUGUUCUUCCUGGCAUCAAGGUCGACAAGGGUACAGUUGAGCUUGCUGGGACCAAUGGUGAGACCACCACCCAGGGGCUUGAUGGCCUUGCCCAACGCUGCCAGAAGUACUAUGAAGCUGGUGCCCGGUUUGCCAAGUGGCGUGCCGUGCUCAAGAUUAGCCCAACUGAGCCAUCUCAAUUGGCCAUCAAUGAGAAUGCCAAUGGAUUGGCACGUUAUGCCAUCAUCUGCCAGGAGAAUGGCUUGGUUCCAAUUGUUGAGCCAGAAAUCCUUGUGGAUGGUCCUCACGACAUUAACAAGUGUGCCGAUGUAUCCGAGCGUGUUCUUGCAGCCUGCUACAAGGCACUGAAUGACCACCAUGUCCUGCUAGAGGGGACUUUGUUGAAGCCCAACAUGGUGACCCCUGGAUCAGAGUCAAAGAAGGUAGCCCCAGAGGUUGUAGCUGAGUACACCGUGAGGACCUUGCAGCGCACAAUGCCUCCAGCAGUCCCUGCUGUGGUGUUUUUGUCUGGUGGACAGAGUGAGGAGGAAGCAACUCUGAAUCUGAACGCCAUGAACAAGUUUCAAGGUAAGAAGCCAUGGACUCUAACAUUCUCCUUUGGACGUGCCCUGCAGCAGAGCACACUCAAGGCAUGGCAAGGGAAAGAAGAGAACGUGGACAAGGCACAGGCUGCUUUCCUCAAGAGGUGCAAGGCAAACUCAGAAGCAACCCUUGGUGUCUAUAAGGGUGAUGCUGGAGAGGGAGAAGGUGUCUCUGAGAGCCUCCAUGUCAAGGACUACAAAUAUUGAUGAAGUUUUGGGUCCUCACCUUAUUUUUAACGAUUAUUAAAAUAGGAAAAGAGGAAAUGGUGAGCAAUGUCGUCCUCUUUUUAGGGAGGGGUAAAGAGGUUUCUUUCUUUUGUUUAAUUGAGUUUGGUAAGAGACAGUGAAGGAAUAAGUUUGUAGGGUAUUUUGCUUGUUUGAACUUGUUUAUCCUUUGUGGUUUUGUUACUUUGUGAUGGCCUCUACCUUUUGGCAAAAUUGGUGGUAGUAAAUAACAUUGAGUUUGCUAA
Molecule: messenger RNA, 1434 nt
Organism: Telopea speciosissima
Lineage: Eukaryota; Viridiplantae; Streptophyta; Magnoliopsida; Proteales; Proteaceae
Product: fructose-bisphosphate aldolase 1, cytoplasmic
Exons: 2
Coding region: 95-1171 (358 amino acids)
Biological process (GO): fructose 1,6-bisphosphate metabolic process; glycolytic process
Cellular component (GO): cytosol
Molecular function (GO): fructose-bisphosphate aldolase activity
Source: RefSeq, a predicted model, not a curated record